GAGUAGAAUAGCAAUUAGCAAGCACUCGUCCGAGUUCUUUGUCCAACCAAGAUGCUUUACCUGCCUUGCACUCUGCAGAUCAGUACACAUGCACUUCUCCAUCCACCAACCCUGGCACUCUUACCUUACAAAAGCUUGCCAACACUUUUGAGCUCCAUGAGACAAGGUAUCAGUCACAAACAUAUGUUACGGUGGCCGAUUUCUUGAUUGUUUGGUGCCAAUCCAGGAGCGGAGCAUCUUCUCUUUACACCCUGCUCCUCAUAUUCUCUCCCAGCUUGCACCUCAAGUUUCGCACAUCUUCUCCUGCACUGCACUUGUUGGCUUAUAAACCGGCAGCUCCGGCCCACAAGCAGCCGAUCGCAGGAAUCUCAUUCCCCCACCUGCGCGAAGCAAGCUCAUGAGAGCAGCCUGUCAGGGUGGCAAUGGAGGGACCAAGAGCGAUGGCGAUGGUGGCGGUGAUCUUCCUCGUGGCGUGUUGUGGUGCUCAGGUGGCUGUCGGCGGAGGUGAUCAGGGCCAGCCGGCGGCGGGAGGCCCGGAGGCGAGCCUGCUGUGUAUCAGCAAGUGCGGGACGUGCCCCACGGUGUGCACGUCGCCGCCGCCAGCUCCUCCCUCCCCGUCAUCUUCAACGCCGUCGCCUCCCUCGCCGUCAUCGUCAUCUUCAUCUUCAACGCCGUCGCCUCCCUCACCGUCGACGACAAUCCUCCCGCUGCCCACGCCCCCGCCGCCGUACCUGUCUCUGCUGCUCCCCCCGCCUCCGUCGUCAUCGUCGGACGGGCAUGACGAGUCCCCGCCGUCGCCGACUCCACCGAAGAGCAGCGGGUCGUCGUCGUCUUCCUCUCCCUCGGCUCCGUCCUCGCACUUCUCGUCACCGCCGUCCCCGCCGUCGUCCUCGUCGAACCCGUAUUACUAUUUCUACCUCUCCGGGGGCAGCAGGAGCCGCGGCGCGUCGAGCGUCUACGCCGUUCUUAUCCUCGCGCUGCUCCUGCCCGCCGUCACCUUUUGGAGGUGAGGUGUUGGACGUCGUUGCGUCGCCGUGCCCAUUCCGGUGCAACUCUUCCGCUCUUCGUGUGUUUAUAGUACUGUACUGUCACUUCUUUUCCUUUCUUCCCCGUCAGAUUCAGAAGAAGCUAGCAGCACUUCCCCUGUUAAUUCGUUGCUUGUGUAACGGUGCUACUGAUUAUUAUUAACUAUUACAAGUGCGUACAGUACUGUUUGUUUUGGUGGUAA
Molecule: messenger RNA, 1228 nt
Organism: Hordeum vulgare subsp. vulgare (domesticated barley)
Lineage: Eukaryota; Viridiplantae; Streptophyta; Magnoliopsida; Poales; Poaceae
Product: vegetative cell wall protein gp1-like
Exons: 1
Coding region: 423-1010 (195 amino acids)
Source: RefSeq, a predicted model, not a curated record